UCUAUAUCCCCAAUCACCAUAGAAGAGUUAUAAUGCAAAUGAUGGGGGCCGCAUGGAGACGGUGGAGGACUGAAGUGAAAGCUACAUCUUAUGAUUCAAAUAUUCCACUAGAAGAGCUUGUUGCAAUACAACCCAUUCCUCAUGGAUUAACACCUCAAACUUGGGAAGUUUUAUGUAACUAUUGGAAGUCUACUGAGAAAACUUCAAAAAUCAAUAGAGAAAAUGCAAACAAAAAGAAAGGGACUCAUGCACAGGGACGCACUAAUAUUCCGUCAUUGGAAUAUAAAUUUUCUCAAGAGAAUGGUAGAAAACCAAGUCGUAUUGAAAUACAACAAUUGAGUCGGAGAAGUAGAAAGAAAGGAGGUGCCGCUAUUGACGAUGAGGCAAUACGAACUGAGAAUUUACUUAAAGAGGCUGUAGAUCGUCUCCUCAAAGAUAAACCUGAAGGAACACAACCACUGGAAGUCCAUGAGGAGGCAUUUCGUUAUUACAUAUGGUUCAACUUUAAUUAUAUUCUUUAUAUAGUGAGGUUUAUGGACCUGAGCAUUCUGGUCGGGUACGAUGUUUAUGAGCUGGUGCGCUGCCUAGCCAAGUGUUCCCAGAGCAAUGUAAACGCAGCUCAAUGUAUUGGCAAGAUUAUCACUCAAAUUCAGAUUUGA
This is a messenger RNA of Zingiber officinale, 659 nucleotides long. RefSeq lists its product as uncharacterized. Lineage: Eukaryota; Viridiplantae; Streptophyta; Magnoliopsida; Zingiberales; Zingiberaceae. The transcript is spliced from 5 exons. The coding region runs from base 33 to 659 and encodes 208 amino acids. The record is from RefSeq and is a predicted model, not a curated record.